Molecule: messenger RNA, 975 nt
Organism: Acanthamoeba castellanii str. Neff
Lineage: Eukaryota; Discosea; Longamoebia; Acanthamoebidae
Exons: 1
Coding region: 1-975 (324 amino acids)
Source: RefSeq, a predicted model, not a curated record
AUGGGCGCAGCGGUACUUUCUUCCUCGUCGUUCCUGCUCUCCUGCUUGCUGGUCCUCGUCUUGGGCCUCGCAUGUCCCUCCCGCGCCAACGAAACCCGUUCCUGGACCGGCCAGUUCAAAACCACCGCAGCCGAGCACUUGGCCGUGGCCAUCUCCCUCAAGUUCAACUCGACCUCCCCCGCCUACUCCGUCAUCUCCACGACCACCAUCAACCACCUCCGCGUCAACAACUCCGACCCCGCCCAACUCCGCUUCGACCACUCGCUCACCCACCCCGUGGGCAACAACGAGGAAGGUUUCGUGGGACCGACGCACACCGUCCUGCCGGCCCCGGCCAACACCUCCCUGCCCCGCACCUUCGUCGACUACUUCGGCCCUUGCGAGCUCGUGGACAUGUUCGGCGUGCCCCUCGACGCCCGGGCGGCUUUCAGUGCCAACCAAGUGAUCGAGGUCAACGCGACCGUUCGGGUCGACCUGACCGACGUCGUCUCGGUCGUCGCCAAGGAAGCCGUGCCCGUUCCCUCCACCCGCACCCAGUACUUCUCGAUCGACCUGCCCAACAACGUCAGCGAGGUGGUCAUCCUGAUUAAUAGCUCCGACCAUCACACCAAUCGGUCCGUCGGUUCGGUCUUUGACUUGCUGACGAUCGGAUGCGGGGCCGACGCCCAGAUGGUCAACUUGGACAAGGCCAACGCCAGCUCUACGCUCGCCGUCGUGCCGUUCGAGAAAGGCGGUCGAGUGUUCAUCACUCUUCAGAUGGCCGGGGGCGUGCCCCUCCCGAAGGAGCCCUCGUUCUCGUUCUCCUUCGAAACGAAGGACAAACAUGAUGCUGACGACGACUCCGACUUCUGGAAGCCGUGGGUCAUCGGUGUGAUCGUCGGCAGUGGCGUUGGCAUUGCUGUUUUCGUCUUUGUGGUGAUUGGCGUGGUUGUCUGGAUGGUCCGCAGCAGGCGCGACUACCAGCUCGUCAACUAA